Molecule: messenger RNA, 2000 nt
Organism: Rhododendron vialii
Lineage: Eukaryota; Viridiplantae; Streptophyta; Magnoliopsida; Ericales; Ericaceae
Product: trigger factor-like protein TIG, Chloroplastic
Exons: 13
Coding region: 72-1700 (542 amino acids)
Biological process (GO): protein transport; 'de novo' cotranslational protein folding; protein unfolding
Molecular function (GO): protein folding chaperone; ribosome binding; peptidyl-prolyl cis-trans isomerase activity
Source: RefSeq, a predicted model, not a curated record
CCCAUUCAGCUUCCCCCGAACUUUAUCCGUUCUGCUCAAGGCAAAAAUCUCUACUCCAGUCCAUACCAGCAAUGGCGCUCUGCAGCUCCACAACCACCUCAACCUUACCUCAAUUCAAACCCACUUCUUCCACCCCAUCUCUCUCUCUCUCUAACUCUCUCUUUCUUCAAUCAAACUACACUAGCACCGCCCACAGAUUCUUCACUUCUCACAAACUAUCAACUCCUCCUUCCCGCCAAUUCUCUCUCCUCCAACCCCAAUCUACAAGAUUUUCAACCGUGUUCGCAGCUUCGGCUUCAUCCGCUGCGGUAGCCGAUGUACAAGACAAACUUCCGGCUGAUAUCUUGGUCACAGAAAUGAAAGAACCCAAUUCCAGAGUUCGAUUGAGUGUAGAAGUUCCACCAGCUGUUUGCGAGGAUUGUUACAAUAGAAUCAUAAAGGAAUUCAUGAAGAUGGCGAAGGUCCCCGGAUUUCGCCCAGGGAAGGAAGUUCCAGAGAAUAUCCUGGUUGGUCAUGUAGGGAGGAAAAAUAUUCGGCAGGCUACUGUUGAAUCAAUUUUGGACAGAACUCUUCCACAUGCCAUGUCUUCGGUGAGUGGAAGGGCUUUGAAAGACUCAGUCCGCAUAGCAACCAAAUUCUCUGACAUGGAAGAGACUUAUUCUUCUCAAAAUUUGGUUAGAUAUGACGUCAUUGUUGACCUGGCACCGGAGGUCAGGUGGAUUCCUCAGGAUGGAUACAAGAAUUUGAAGGUAGUUGUUGAGAUAGAUAGUGAAAUAGAUGCUCACAAAGCUUCUAAACAGGAAUUAAGGCGCCGGCACAAACUUCUCGGUUCCAUGAGAAUUGUUACUGACAGAGGCCUACAGGUUAAUGAUGUUGCAGUCCUUGAUAUAUCAGCAACGACAAUUGACCAAGAUGAAUCUAACAUUAAAAAGAUCCCUUCUGCAGAAAGUAAAGGCUUUAACUUCGAUACAGAGGAUGGAGAUAAAGUCCUUCCUGGUUUCUUGGAUUCAAUAAUUGGAAUUCAACGAGGUGAAACAAAAUUGUUUCCACUUGUAUUUCCUGAAUCAUGGAGGCAAGAGAAUCUUCGAGGUGUUCACGCUCAAUUUACUGUUGAAUGUAAGGAACUAUUUUACAGAGAUCUACCAGAGUUGGACGACUCCCUUGCUGAUAAGCUUCUUCCCGAAUGCACUACCCUUAAGCAGGUCAAAGAAUCCUUGCUACAACAAUUCUUAGAAUUGGAGCAAACAGCCAAAGAUCAAGCAACAGAUAAUGCCAUUCUUGACCAGCUUCGCAAGAUGGUUGAAAUUGAAAUUCCUCAAUCAUUGUUCGAGGAACAAGGUAGGCAACUUUAUGGAGCCAAACUUCUACAAGUACAGGCAAAUAUGAAACUGAAUGAGCAGCAGUUAGCCUCUCUAUCAAGUCCAAGAGCAGUAAAGGAAUACCUGGAAGACCAGAGGGAGGAUAUAGAGGGUAUAAUAAGGCAAAAUCUAGCCGUUGGAGACAUAUUUAAACGUGAAGAUUUGCGGUUUUCAACUGAGGAGUUGGUGAAGGAGGUCGAGAACUCGAUAGCUGAAUUUAAACGUCAAAAUCAAGACUACGAUGAGGAGCGCGUGAAGGAACAGGUGCAAGAAAUUUUGGAGGGGGCAAAAGUGCUUGAAUGGUUAAGAGAACACGCGGAGAUCGAGUAUAUAACGCGAUGAGAAAGAGAGAUCAGAUUGGAUUUUUAAUUUUCCUUUUAGAGGUCCUUUCCCCACCAGAAAUUCAUCCUCCUUCAGCAUAGGCAAAAUAGCAUGAGUGGCAUGAUGAUUGAUUCUGAAUUUUUCACUGAAAAACAAAGAAAACUGGCAAUUUGUUGGAAAAUAGUUUCAUUUUUUGUUUUUGUUUUUUGGUUCUUUGUGAGGCAACAGCAAACAUUGUCUUAGGCUCAGUUUGGAUGCCCAUAAUCUUUAGUAUGAAUAGAAAUUUGAUUACCAGGAAUCAAAUUCAUAGUAAUCUUAUUU